AUGUCCACAGCUUGGAGUUCUGAGAGUUGUUAUAAUGCACCAAAGCUAGUGACCCUCAAAACACGUAAAUAUUACAAUUAUGUCAACAAGGUUGUAGUCGGUUGUCAAGUUAUGGGAAGGUCAGAGUGCCAUGUGAAAUUAAGUCAAAGUCCAUACUUCAAUAUAUUGAAGCAUUUCCCACCAGAAAAAUGGAAUAAAUAUGGUAGUCCAGAUGACAUUCAUUUUGUAUUGGACUCAUAUAUCAAACACAAAGUUUUGUUAAUAGAUGGUUUAGCAACAGCAGUGAAUCACAUCACGAUUCCUAGAUCAACAAAGUUCAGUCUACAACUGACUGGCAGAUAUCUGUAUUUGGUUAUUAAGCCUGUGGAAAGCAAACAGUUUCUGCUGAGAAUUGAGUGCAAAACUGAUAAGACUGUCAGAUUUCGAAUCACAAUAUCGAAUGCUUUAAGUAAGCUCAAGUCUUCCAACCUCUCAUUGUACCUACCGCUAUCGUCACUUACUUCACCAUCAUGUUUUGAAGAACAGAAAUGGUGUACUUUGCGUUUGGAUCUUCGGAGGACCAUCCGUGAAUACUCCGCCUACCGAUAUCACAGUCUGAGUCGAUUGCAAUUAUGUUGUAGUCUGCUGUUGUAUGCUGCGUUUUCAUCAGACAAUGAAUACUCACCGUUUGCUCUGAGUAGAAAGAAUGUUGUUCAGAAGCAUUCAGAGAGAAUUGUCUCCCCAUUUCCAAAUGAAUUUCAACCUUUUCAUACUUUGAAAAAUUUGUCUUCUGUGUUCAGUUUCCUGAUGAUACCUGAAGAUAUAGGCGAUUUCUCUGCUGGUGAAGUAAAUGUUAAUACUUCUGAGAAUAUCACUUUAUCAUCAGAUAACCAAGAUAAUAAUUUGGACAAAUUAAUCGAUUCAUCGAUCUCAAGAACAUUGGAAGAAGUAGAAACUAUUGAAAAUCAUAGUGAGGAAGAAAACUGUGAGGUAGAUAUGUCAAAUAAAUAUCAACAGAAGAGUGAAAGUGAAGAUGUUCUACAACUUAACAGUAAUAUCAUAUCCAACGCAAUUAAUACUCAACAAAAUUCUGAAACUUAUGUCAACAAUGAUUCUUUAGAUCUGGUGUAUGUAGCUUCCUGUCCAUCAUACUGUACAAGUAUAAUUAUUACUCAAAAUGGUCACAUUAUUAUUUUCCCAUGUGCUGCAUUCAUUAUUGUUAUGGAUUUGGAUAGUAAACAGCAAUGUUUCUUAGAAGGUCAUACUACAGAAAUAAGCAGUAUUUGCCAAGAUGCAGCUGGAAGACUUAUUGCUUCCUGUCAGUCUCCGGUAUGCGAUAGUAUGAAAUCAUAUUCUGCUGUUGUUCACUUAUGGCGUAUGCCUAACCUGCCUUACUCUUCUCGACGUAUUCAAAAUCCACUGGGAACAGGAAGAGUUCAAAAUAUCCAGUCAUUUAAAGGUAUAUGCGUUUCAGACAGAGAUGAAUUUCUAAUUGCUUAUGGAUUGGAUAUUCGUUCACGAGGUAUGGUAGUCAUAUGGGAUUUACGUAAUUUAUGUCAAAGUAGCAUAUUACCGUUACUAGCUCGUUCAACAAUCGACAGUACAAUUCUGUGCUUAUGCCUUUUUCCUGAUGGAUUCAAUCGAAAUGACAUAUCAGAUUCUUUUAUUCGUUUUGCAACCGUUUCUGGAGUUAAUGUUUCUCAUGAAACCACCGAUUUAAAGAAAUAUCAAUGUGUAAAAAAGAAAACAUCUAGUGAAAUUCGAUUUUGGCGCUUUAAAUAUCCAUCAUAUAAACAAGAGUCAAUUAAAGGAUUAAAUGUAUCAAUGAAAAAUAAAUACCAUUUAUCGUCUUCUAUUGUCCCAUUGACUUCAGUUCUGGUUUCAUCUCUUCGUCAAACAUUAAAUUUUAUUAGUUGUUGUAUUAAACCUCAAAUAUUAGAAUCUGAUCAGUUUUGUGAUCGACUGAAUUAUUCUGUAUUAAUCGGCUCAUCAACUGGACAUAUUUUAGAGCUAGAUCCAAAUCUCUUUUGCAUUUCAAACGUAUACCAGUUAACUCGAAGUUUACAAGAAGAAAACUCAUCAGACUAUUCAAACACAGUUGAAUUACAACUUUUAGCGUCCAGAGAGUUUAUAAAUGAUCAGUGGGUUUGA
Messenger RNA from Heterobilharzia americana, 2130 nucleotides. Lineage: Eukaryota; Metazoa; Platyhelminthes; Trematoda; Strigeidida; Schistosomatidae. The record is from the annotation of a GenBank genome assembly.